AUGGAAUCUAGCGGAGUUGAUUCAAAAAAUAAACCAAGGCACCAUCCUCUAACUCCACCUAGAGUACUGAGGGGUGUUCUUUGUUUGAUUGUGCUAGUUUUAACGGCAUUUAUAUUGUUGGUGUAUUUUGGCUUUUGGACUGCAGUUGUCUUGAGGUUUUUCAGCGUACGCUACAGCAGGACCGCAACAGCGUUCUUUUUUGGAAUUUGGAUAGCCUUGUGGCCUUUCCUAUUCGAGAUAAUCAACAAGACUAAAGUGGUCUUCUCAGGAGACAGUGUUCCAGCUAAAGAACGCGUUUUGCUUAUUGCAAACCAUAGAACUGAGGUAGACUGGAUGUACUUAUGGGAUCUUGCCCUGCGAAAGGGGCGUGAGGGUUACAUAAAGUAUAUCCUUAAGAGCAGUUUGAUGAAAUUACCAGUAUUUGGUUGGGUUUUUCAUAUAAUGGAGUUCAUUCCCGUAGAGAGGAAAUGGGAGGCCGAUGAAUCAACCAUGCGCCAGAUGCUGUUAACCUUCAAUGAUCCUCAGGAUCCUCUUUGGCUUGCUGUUUUCCCAGAAGGCACAGAUUUCACGGAACAAAAGUGCAUACGUAGUCAAAAGUAUGCUUCUGAGCAUGGACUCCCUGUUCUGAAGAAUGUGCUGCUUCCAAAGACAAAGGGGUUUUAUGCAUGUUUGGAGAGUUUAAAGGGCUCCUUGGAUGCAGUUUAUGACAUCACAAUUGGAUACCGACACCGUUGCCCAACUUUCUUGGAUAAUGCCUUUGGAGUUGACCCCUCUGAAGUUCACAUCCACGUUCGGCGUGUUCCCCUUAGUGACAUGCCGACAUCAGAAGAUCAGGUAGCUUCUUGGUUGAUGGAUACAUUCAGCCUCAAAGAUCAAAUGCUAUCAGAAUUUUAUUCGAAAGGCCAUUUCCCUCACGAAGGAAUAGAAGGAGGCUUGUUUACCAUGAAGUGUGUAGUGAACAUUGUUCUUGUAAUGAUCUUGACUGGAACAUUUGCAGCCAUUGGGAGCCAGCCCUCAAUGGCAAAGGGUGAAGAACCCAUUUGUGGCAUAACCCCUGAUGAUUUAAUGACAUGCAAGCCGGCGGUGGUUGGACCAACCGGUCAGCCACCUUCGGCCGCUUGCUGCAUGGCUCUUUCCAAUCCAAAGGCAAACUUGCCAUGUCUUUGUACAUUCAAGAGCUCCCCAUGGAUCAAGUUCCUCGGAAUUAACCCUGACCUCGCCACAAAACUCCCUGUCAAUUGCAAGAUUGACCCGUCUUUCCAUUGCUAA
Fraxinus pennsylvanica is the source of this 1269-nucleotide messenger RNA. Lineage: Eukaryota; Viridiplantae; Streptophyta; Magnoliopsida; Lamiales; Oleaceae. The record is from the annotation of a GenBank genome assembly.